Molecule: messenger RNA, 2106 nt
Organism: Photinus pyralis (common eastern firefly)
Lineage: Eukaryota; Metazoa; Arthropoda; Insecta; Coleoptera; Lampyridae
Product: G2/mitotic-specific cyclin-B3
Exons: 6
Coding region: 237-1691 (484 amino acids)
Biological process (GO): regulation of cyclin-dependent protein serine/threonine kinase activity; mitotic cell cycle phase transition
Cellular component (GO): centrosome; cytoplasm; cyclin-dependent protein kinase holoenzyme complex
Molecular function (GO): cyclin-dependent protein serine/threonine kinase regulator activity
Source: RefSeq, a predicted model, not a curated record
CCCUCAUACGCUCAUAAUUGAUAUACCUUAGGCCGGAUCUGGCGACAUCAAUAAAAUGCACCAAUGAGAACGGCGUAUUUUUAACAGUUGGAAACGUUGAAAAUUCAAAACAAUCCGAAACGGGCUGCCGUUGACUUAAAGUCGUUGUAAGUCAACGAACCUUCGUUAUACAAGUGAUUUAUUUAAUACAUUAUACACAUCGCAAUAAAUAUUUAGCUUCUACAUUAUAUCGAAGGAUGGCUCCUGCUAAAUCUGUAAAGCCCGUCACAGAAAUAUUCAUAACCAAAAAUCGCACGACAAGACUUGCCAGCAAGCCACUGUCGGUAGUAAAUGGUAACCAACCGCGGGUGAAACGAAAGGCGGAUGCCUCACCGGUCAAGGAUACGAUUGCCACCAAGCGUUCAGCAUUAGGCGACGUUACGAAUCAGAAGAAAACCCUCGUGCACAUCAACAAAGCGAAGCAAACUAUCACUAAUGUUCCUAAGAAGGUCACAGUGAAGAGUACUGUCCUACCAUCUGUUAAAACAGUUGUUAAACCGAAACAGAACGAGAAUGCAGCUCCCCCGAAUGCGCCCGCACAGAAAGUACAAACGCGUGCAUCCCUGAGAAAUUCGGAUGUAAAUAGCACAGCUUUAAAACCCAAAGAAACUUCGAAGGAUCCAAGAGUCAAAACUAGACUUAGUAAUGAGUUCGAGAAGUCCGAGGUGUCGCUUUAUUCCAGUGCUUUGGAAGAAAUAAAUGACUCGACUCGACUUAGCUCUGGACCACCAGUGACCCGAUCACAAACUUCACAAGUUAGCAAAAGUGCAAACGUAACUCUGGUUGCGCUACAAUUGGAAACUCAGCUCAAUCUCGGUAACCAUGAAGUUCCCGAUGGCGUCACGGAUUUCGACAAGGAGAAUUGGAACGAUGUCUUCCAAGCUUCUCACUACACCAUGGAUAUAUUUAAUUACUUAAAAUCGCGAGAGCCAUUAUACACAGUUAGAGACUAUAUGGAUAGUCAGAGCUGUCUAACGCGUUGGAUGCGUUCGUUAUUAGUCGAUUGGAUGGUAGAAGUGCAGGAAAGUUUCGAAUUGAACCACGAAACUUUAUACUUGGGUGUGAAAUUGGUAGAUUAUUAUUUAAGUAAGGUGAUCAUUAGCAAAGAAAUCCUACAACUCGUCGGUGCUGCCAGUAUGCUCAUCGCGAGUAAAUAUGACGAACGAAUUCCCCCACUUAUUGACGACUUCUUGUACAUUUGCGACGGAGCUUACACACACAAGGAAUUAGUUAGAAUGGAGAUUAACAUCUUAAAAGUCUCCGACAUUAACCUAGGCUUCCCUCUCAGUUAUAGGUUUUUAAGGCGUUAUGCAAGGUGUUUAAAAAUUUCAAUGCCAGUUUUGACUUUAGCUAGAUUUAUAUUGGAGUACUCGCUAAUGGACUAUGGUACAAUUUUUACACCGGAUUCGAAAUUGGCCUCGGCAUCCUUAUACCUUGCACUUAAAAUGAAACAACUUCAACCUUGGAAUAAGGCGCUUGAAUUCUAUUCCGGAUAUAAACUGGAACAAAUUAUGAGUACAGUUCACCUGUUAAACACAGGACUUCAUCGAAAACCAAGAGAACAGCUAAUGACCAUACGAAAUAAGUACAGUCAUAAAAUCUUCUUUGAAGUCGCGAAGACACCAUUAAUCAAAAAUGAAGAUCUAUUUUAGAUGCUGUAGUAUUUUACUAGUUUUUAUGACUAAUGCGUUUUAUGCAUUGUAUCGAUUUUGUGUUUUUAGUUUAGAUUUUAUUGUUUAUAUAAUGAGAAAAAAAACUUGUGCAAAGCAGGAUUAUCGAAAUAGCACCUUAAAAAGACGAUUGUCUAUUUUAUACCAAAACCAUAAUUACCAACCACAUAUCAAAUAUGUUUCUAUACUUCUGCUUUUAAUAUUUAGUAUACAGAGAUUAUAAAAAUAUACCACUUCCGCUCAAGUGUAACUUAAUUUUAAAAGCAUGUACAUAUUUACUUUGAAGGCACACACACGAAGCUGAUUCAACUGCCAUUUUAUUUUUAAGAUACUUUUCAGGUACUUUGGUUUUAUGUUUUCUGUUUUUAAUUUAAUAAAAAUAAAUUUAAUAAAUGUU